AGAUUUAAGCAGCCGUCAGUUGAAACGUCGUCGAGAAAACGAACGUCAAAACUUGAGAGACGUCCUUAUCUAAACACACAAAAAUUCUUCCAUCGUUUAAUAUUUUAGCUGUGAACUUUCCUUUACUUUGAAACCUUGGAAGAUUCCUACGUCCAUCUCACUUUCAUUUUUAAUGUUACGAUUGUAAUAAGAACAUCGAGGCUUGCUAGUCAUGGCUAGAUACAUAGCUGAAGAUAAAAAAAUCAUGAAAACCUUGCAGUCAAGCAAGGAAGAAGAAGAAAUAAACCGUCGGUUGAAAGCUGCUGGCCUUUAUGAUCAUGAGGAUACAUAUGAAGCACGAAGACAACUUGACGAAGUUUUACAAAAAUCUAAGGAGGAAUCAGUUAAGAGAACAAAGGUAGACCUUGCAUCUUGGCAAACUUCAACAUCAUUUGAGAAUGCAUUCAACAUUGUUGAUGAUGAUGAAGAUAUUGUGCCAGAGCUAAGUCCACCUGUUUGCGCUUCCUCAAAAAAAAAUGGAAGAAAGCCUCCUCAAUGGAAAGCACUUUCUGAUGAUGAGCAUGAUGAUGAAAAUCUUCAGGCUAACAUUGAAUGUGAAGCUGCAGACCCUCUUGAAGGGACAUCAAAUUUGGUUCCACGAAAACAUUUAAAUCUGCAGAAGGGCAAACCUGUUGACGCCAAGAAAUUAGUAUUGACAGCCAAAGAAAGUUAUGGAAGCAAAAUGGUUGCAGCAUCACUUAAAAAAGGUGAAGGAAAUAAAACCCUGAAUUCGAAUCGCCCGCUGAGGUCAAAAAGAGGCGACCUGAUCAUAACUCCCGACGAACUUUCCGAUGUAGAAGACGUCCCAGAGAAUGAACUUCGGAACGUUGACAUGAAUGGAAGCUCGCCAAAAGAUGAAGAAACGAUCCGAAAAGCCUUUGACUCUGAAGACGACGAUUUCACUAGCUUGCCCGUCCCCAAAAGCAACCAAAAUCGUGGCAAAUCAGACCCGCCUGGAUCAGGAUUGAAAACGAAAAUAGGAACAAUGAAGGCAUUAUGCAACAAAUAUUCUGAAAUGUUGAAAAAAAUUGAACAGAUUACACCGUCGCCUUUGCCUGAAGAACUUGACUUCGAAAACAAAGGUCCCUACCAGCAAUUGAUCGAAAAUGAGGAAAAGUCAAAGAUUGAUCAACGUUCCUGCUCUAGGCCAAUGAAAUGGAGAAAACCUAUUAUCCUUACUGUGUCAAACAACAGGAGAAGACGCCAGAUGUUUAAAAAAUCACCGACGAACGAUACUAGUCUGCCUGUAGAUGCAAAAAUCGAUCACCGAGAUGAUAUCAUCUGUGAUUCACCACCAGCCUCUUCUAGCAUGGUGAACUUAGAUGUUCCUCCGACCAGCCCUGUUUUUGAAUCAAGUGCUUCACGAAAGCGACUGGGGGGAUCGAAAGAGAUUACGGAUGUAGGAAUCGAAAUCGACAGGAAGUCACCCGUGGAUGCAACACAGGAUUCGUCAUUUCAGGAAUGUCCUAUCUGUGGCAAGUCGUUUCCCCUUAGCAUCAUUGAAACACACGCAGAUGGAUGCAUCAAUAACUUAGAGGAAGAAGCUCGACCGCGUUCGGAACGGAUUGCCACACGAUCCGUCAAAUCGCGCAACGGAUGGCACGAUAGUUCACAGUGGGGUAAAGGAUUGGAACCAGCCGUUGGAAGAAGCACUCCUAUCACGCCGGAAACGGAUGCUUCCGAGAUAAUAUUUGAUUCCGAUUCCAAUUCCGAUUUUGAAACAACGAAUGGGUCGGGUACUAAACGUAACCAACGCAAGACCGAAGGUAGCAAAGUCAAGAAACGUCGUUAUUAAGGGGCUUUCGCCGUUCCAUACAUCAACGUUUUUGCAUCAUCGGUCAAAAAUUGAUUUGGCUCAUGACACCGUUAACCUGAAGAACACUGCUGUGAUGGAAUCUUAUUCAAUCUUGUUUUCAUUGUAUGAUAUCGUAGGAAGAUGCGUUUGUUUUUGUACACAGAAUUCGUUUAAUUUGUUGUCAGUUGAUCAAAAAUGUUACCCUCCAAGUUGUGUCAACAGUUAACAUUUACAUAAUACAAAUCCCGAAGUUGAAGUCUCAA
Molecule: messenger RNA, 2097 nt
Organism: Daphnia magna
Lineage: Eukaryota; Metazoa; Arthropoda; Branchiopoda; Diplostraca; Daphniidae
Exons: 6
Coding region: 212-1834 (540 amino acids)
Source: RefSeq, a predicted model, not a curated record